Molecule: messenger RNA, 2039 nt
Organism: Triticum urartu
Lineage: Eukaryota; Viridiplantae; Streptophyta; Magnoliopsida; Poales; Poaceae
Product: Tetratricopeptide repeat (TPR)-like superfamily protein
Molecular function (GO): protein binding; mRNA binding
Source: RefSeq, a predicted model, not a curated record
AUCCAGAACCCAGAACCUCUCCCUCCCGGCCGCUGCGAAUUCUCCGAGCUCGCCCUCGCCAUUCCCCGCGCUCCAAUGCUACUCCAGAAACCCAUCCGCCAUUAACUCCCGCACCGCCCAGAUGCUCGCCUACCCAAGCACGUCGGCCCCGCCGUGGCCGCAGCGCCACCCGGCCGCCGCUUCCCCGCGCCGCGUCGCGGUGGCGGCCGCACCCGCGGGUGCGCCGGCCAGGGGCAAGCGGCGGCGGGCGGGCGCCGGGGAGGCGGAGGCCGACCCGGCCGCCGAGGCCGCGGAGCUGGUGCGGUUCUUCCUGCGCAAGACCGACGGCGGCAAGGACCGGCUGGUGUCCGUGCUGGACCGCCACGUCAAGGUGGUCCGCACCGAGCACUGCUUCCUCCUCUUCGAGGAGCUCGGCCGCCGCGACGGCUGGGUCCAGUGCCUCGAGAUUUUCAGGUGGAUGCAGAAGCAGCGGUGGUACGUCGCAGACAACGGCAUCUAUUCCAAGCUGAUAUCUGUGAUGGGAAGGAAGGGGCAGAUACGGAUGGCCAUGUGGCUCUUCUCUCAGAUGCGCAACAGCGGGUGCAAGCCGGACACUUCGGUGUACAAUUCCCUUAUCGGUGCGCAUCUGCAUUCGCGGGACAAGAGUAAGGCUUUGGUGAAAGCUCUCGGCUAUUUUGACAAGAUGAAGGGCAUGGAGAGAUGCCAGCCGAAUAUCGUGACGUACAACAUCCUCUUGAGGGCGUGUGCUCGGGCUAGUGACACGAAGCAGGUGGACAUCCUUUUCAAGGAUCUGGAUGAAAGCAUAGUCUCUCCAGAUAUCUACACAUACAAUGGAGUGAUCGACGGAUAUGGGAAGAAUGGCAUGAUUACAGAGAUGGAGUCUGUAUUGGUGCGGAUGAAAAGCAAGCAGUGCCGCCCAGAUGUGAUCACAUUCAACAUACUCAUAGAUUCGUAUGGGCGAAAGCAGACAUUCGACAAGAUGGAGCAGGUGUUCAAGAGUUUAUUGAGGUCCAAGGAGAGACCUACCCACCCGACGUUUAAUUCCAUGAUAACAAACUAUGGGAAAGCAAGGCUUAGAGAGAAAGCUGAGUCUGUACUUGAGAAGAUGGGAGAAUUGGGAUUCAAACCGAAUUAUGUGACGCAAGAGUGUCUCAUCAAUAUGUACGCGUAUUGUGAUUGCGUCUCAAAGGCCCAGCAGAUAUUUGAUGAGCUCGUAAGCUCACAAAGUACUGUUCCCCUAUCUUCAUUGAAUGCCAUGCUUGAUGCCUACUGCAUGAACCGCUUGCCUAUGGAAGCAGAUCGGCUGUUGGAUAGUGCGAUUGAGAAAGGUGUAGUGCCCAGUGCUUCCACAUAUAAGCUGCUUUACAAGGCCUACACCAGGGCAAACGAUAAGAUGCUUGUCCAGAAGCUGCUCCAGCGAAUGAAUAAGCAGGGUAUUGUUCCGAAUAAAAAGUUCUUCCUUGAUGCUCUGGAAGCAUUUGGUACCUCCGCCAAUAAACCCAGGAGGGUACAAACCUCAAACUCUGCAAGAGAGUCAAGUAGUGAUUCUGCAAACAAUUCGGAAAUGGCUAGUUCAAGCAAGCCAGUGUCAAGUACUUUGGAAGCAGUUGGCGCUUCCGAGAAAAAAAUCAGGAUAUUACCCAAUUCAAACUCUGCAAGCAAGCCAGAUGCAGGUUCUGAAAGCAGUUCAGAAAUAGCUACAUCAAGCAAGCCAGAGCUAAGCUUUUUGCGAGUAGCUUCUUGAUAGGGUGAUCUGUUCUGAACUGCUUCACAGUAGAAUGUGUCCAGUUGCUUGUACCAAGUGAUAUCCUAGGAAUGGCCUUCCCUCAAAAAAAAGUGAUAUCCUAGGAAAAGGCAAUCCAUGUGAUUGGUUGCUUGAAUUCGAACCAUCCUAGAUGUCAGGUUAAAAUUUUAGGAAUAUUUUUCUCAUGUACAUUCACCAAAAACAACUGAACCGCAGGGUACUGGAGCCAUCUCAUUCCAUUCAACUUCAAGAUACCCUUCUUCUGUAUGUGCUUCGGCAAGGGUUUUCUUCUAAA